AUGGAAGAGGAACCGGGCGAUGUAGCAUCGUAGUGAUAUGUGCUGAUAUGUGUAUAGCGAUUGUGAGAAAAUGAUUCGUGAAAUCGCGCUAGUUGUUCUACACAGUGCAUGUGUGUUCGCCAACACGAAUCAGCCGGGUCAUCACAGUGAAAUCAACGAAAUUGGAGAGAUUUACGAGAACGAUCCAUCGACUGCUAACUUUUCAUUCGCAAAUGCGUCUGAUCACAGUGGUGAGAAGGAAGAGACGAGGUACCAAGUGGCCGGAUUUGCCUGGCAUCAUGUGGAACUGCCAUAUGUCAUAUCGCUAUGGAUAUUGUUUGCUAGUCUAUGUAAAACAGGUUUCCACCUGUCCGGCCGGCUACGCCGCAUCAUCCCGGAGAGCUGCAUGCUGGUGCUACUCGGAAUCUUCGUCGGCAUCAUCAUCUACUUCUCAUCGGCGCGGUACGGCCAGUCGAGCGCCAACCAGCGCAUGAGCAGCGACACGUUCUUCCUCUUCCUGCUGCCGCCGAUCGUUCUCGACGCCGGGUACUUCAUGCCGACGCGCGCGUUCUUCGACAACAUCGGAACGAUCUUGCUGUACGCCGUCGUCGGGACGCUGUUCAACGCAGUCUCGAUCGGGAUGUCGCUGUACGGACUCAGUCUGCUCAACGUCUUCACGGUCAAGGUGAGUUUCCCUCCCUCGGUCGGAUUCCGAGUUAAAUUAGACAAUGGCGACUCUGUACCAGUGCAGAUGUGUCUAGUGGAAAUCCGUUUAUUUGUUGAAAAGAUAAGAGG
Molecule: messenger RNA, 774 nt
Organism: Priapulus caudatus
Lineage: Eukaryota; Metazoa; Priapulida; Priapulimorpha; Priapulimorphida; Priapulidae
Product: sodium/hydrogen exchanger 3-like
Exons: 3
Biological process (GO): proton transmembrane transport; regulation of pH; sodium ion transport
Cellular component (GO): membrane
Molecular function (GO): sodium:proton antiporter activity
Source: RefSeq, a predicted model, not a curated record